AUGGCGGCGACCACAGACGUUCUGAAAGUGUCUAUCCUCGGGAAAGAGUCCAUCCACUGCGGAUUCCACCUGAUCCCGUACAUCGCCCACACGGUCAUCGCGACGCUGCCCUCGUCGACCUAUGUCCUCAUCACCGACACGAACGUGGCCAACUUCCACCUCGAGGAGUUCGAGCGCGAGUUCAACGCCGCGCUCGCCGGUACUGCCAACGGCGGCUCGGCGUCGAGCGCGCGGUUCCUGAGCCUCGUCAUCUCGCCUGGGGAGACGUCCAAGAGCCGCGAGGGCAAGGCGCACAUCGAGGACUUCCUCCUCGCCAACAGGUGUACGCGGGAUAGCGUCAUUUUGGCGCUGGGCGGGGGCGUCAUUGGCGAUCUUGUGGGCUUUGUCGCUGCGACUUUUAUGAGAGGCGUCCGAUUUGUGCAGAUUCCGACUACGUUGCUCGCGAUGGUGGAUUCUAGUGUUGGCGGGAAGACGGCGAUUGACACGCCGCAUGGAAAGAACCUCAUCGGAGCGUUUUGGCAGCCUGAAUACAUUUUCAUUGAUGCUGCCUUCUUGGAGACGCUCCCCCCGCGCGAGUUCUCAAAUGGUAUGGCUGAAGUUGUCAAGACCGCCGCUAUCUGGAACGAAGAUGAAUUCAUCUCGCUCGAAUCGCGCUCUGCCGAAAUCUUCGCUGCGAUCCAGACGCCGUCGGCGAACCACGCAGGCCGCGCGCAGAGCACACGCUCAGCGGCGCAGGAGCUGCUUUUGUCGGUCAUUGUCAGCUCCAUCUCCGUCAAAGCGCACAUCGUCACAAUCGACGAACGCGAGACGGGCCUGCGCAACCUCGUCAACUUUGGGCACACCAUCGGGCACGCGAUCGAGGCGGUCCUCACGCCCACGAUCCUGCACGGCGAGUGCGUGAGUGUUGGCAUGAUACUUGAGGCGGAGGUGUCGCGGCAGAUGGGCGUCCUGAGCCAGGUCGGCGUCGGGCGUCUCACGCGCUGUUUGAAGGCGUACAACCUCCCUGUGACUCUCGCGGACCCGCGCAUCGCGAGUCUACCGGCUGCGAAGCAGUUGACGGUCGACCGCCUACUGGAUAUUAUGCGCAUCGACAAGAAGAACAGCGGGCCGGAGAAGAAGGUUGUCAUUCUGUCGCGGAUCGGCGCGACGUAUGAGCAGAAGGCGACGGUGGUGCGCGAUGCGGUGAUUGCGAAGACACUGGCGGAGGCGGCGCGGGUUAUUCCUAGUGUGCCGAUGAACCACCCGGUCAAGAUGGCGACCCCGGGAUCGAAGAGUAUUUCGAAUCGUGUGCUGGUCCUUGCGGCACUUGGGAAGGGAACAUGCAGGUUGAGGAACUUGUUGCAUUCUGAUGAUACGCAAGUUAUGAUGGCUGCUUUGAACGAGCUCAAGGGGGCCAAAUUUUCAUGGGAAGAUGGAGGAGAGACUCUAGUUGUUGAAGGUGGCCAAGGUUCCCUCACUGUACCUCCUAGAGGCAAAGAGCUCUACUUGGGGAACGCUGGAACGGCCGCUCGUUUCUUGACCACCGUGUGCACCCUCGUUCAAAAGACACCUGGAGUGGCUGCCGAGACUACAAUCAUUACUGGUAAUGCCAGAAUGAAGCAACGCCCUAUCGGCCCUUUGGUGACUGCGCUGCGCGCAAAUGGCAGCAACAUUGAUUUCCUUGAAUCGGCAGGAUGCUUACCCCUAGCGAUUGCCCCUCAAGGUUUGAAAGGUGGAACGAUCCAGCUCGCAGCCAGCGUCUCGAGUCAAUACGUGUCUUCCAUUCUCCUCUGCGCUCCAUACGCAUCAAACCCAGUCACACUCGAGCUCACGGGCGGACAGGUUAUCUCCCAGCCGUACAUCGACAUGACCAUCGCGAUGAUGGCAACGUUUGGCAUUCACGUCGUGCGCCGGAAAGAUGGAGCAACAGGCCGGCUGCUUGACGUGUAUGACAUCCCGACGGGGACAUACGUCAAUCCCGCGGAGUACAACAUCGAGUCCGACGCGAGUAGCGCGACGUAUCCGCUGGCGAUUGCAGCUAUCACAGGCACGUCGUGCACGAUCCAGAAUAUCGGAUCAGCGUCAUUGCAGGGCGAUGCCAAGUUUGCAAAGGAGAUUUUGGAGGUGAUGGGAUGCAAAGUUGUGCAGACGGAGACGGAGACUACUGUGCAAGGACCGCCGAUUGGACAUUUGAAGGCGAUUGAGGAGGUGGAUAUGACGGAGAUGACGGAUGCGUUUUUGACGGCCACUGUGCUUGCCGCUGUUGCUUCGGGCAAGACGAGGAUUUUGGGAAUUGCCAAUCAGCGCGUGAAGGAGUGUAAUAGGAUUAGGGCGAUGAUGGAUGAACUUGCUAAAUUCGGAGUUGAGACCAUCGAGCUCGAUGAUGGACUCGAGAUCAUUGGGAAACCAAUCUCUGAGCUCAAGAGUGGCGUCAGCGUGCACUGCUAUGAUGACCAUCGUGUUGCUAUGGCCUUUAGCGUUCUUAGCACUGUCAUUGCGGAAACGAUUAUCGAGGAGAAGCGAUGCGUUGAGAAAACGUGGCCCAACUGGUGGGACGACCUCGAAAACAAGAUUGGAAUCAAAGUUGAAGGCGUUCAACUGGACCACACAGCUUUUGAAGGCUCGGCUAGCGGCACCAGCGCCCAUGACGCUGCCGCAUCUGUCGUCCUCAUCGGCAUGCGAGGAACGGGAAAGACUUACAUUGGAAAUCUUGCUGCGACCGCGCUGGGAUGGCCCUGCGUCGACGCUGACGCUUUCUUUGAGGAAAAGCAUCAAAUGGGUGUCCGUGAAUUUGUCCAUCAAAAGGGGUGGGAGGCGUUCCGCGAGGCUGAAAAUGCGACGUUGCAGCAGCUUCUCAAGGAGAAGUCGACGGGAUACAUUAUCAGCCUUGGAGGCGGCAUCGUGGAGACACCAGAGGCGCGCGAGCAGCUGAAGCAAUACGCUGCAUCCAAGGGCCCUGUUGUCCAUGUUGUCCGGCCUAUUGAGGAUAUCAUUACCUACCUCAAUGCUGAGUCUGCGCGUCCUGCGUAUGACGAGCCGAUCAGCAACGUCUUCCGCCGCCGCGAGCCGUGGUUCGAUGAGUGCUGCAAUUAUAUCUUCUACAACCACAUCGACACGGACGACUCGGCGGGGGUUCAGGGCACUUUCAACGAGGUGUCGCGCUUCUUCAAGCAUAUUUCGGGACAGCAGCCAAACCUUGCGGCCAACCUCAACCCUCAUGACCGCUCCUACUUUUUGUCGCUCACUUAUCCCGAUAUCAAGCAGGCGUAUCCUCACAUUGAGGAGUUGACGCAGGGUGUUGAUGCGCUGGAGCUGAGGGUUGAUUUGUUGAAAUCUGCCAAAGACUAUGAGAACCUUGGCGAUUCCAUCCCCUCUUUGUCGUAUGUCCAAGAACAGGUCGCUGCUCUCCGCCGCGUUUCGUCUUUGCCCAUUGUCUUUACCGUGCGCACCAAGUCGCAGGGAGGCGCGUUCCCAGAUGCGGCGCAGAAGGAGUCUAUUGCGCUUCUUCGCCUAGCGCUGCAGAUGGGUGUUGAGUAUAUCGAUGCGGAGAUCACGCUUCCUGAGAAGCAACUCAAGGAGCUCGCGGCACGUAAAGGCAAUUCGCAAAUCAUCGCAUCGUGGCACGACUGGAGCGGCGCGCUCAAGUGGGACGGUCCACUGGUGAAGGAGAAAUACCAACUUGCGAGCCAGCUUGGUGAUAUCGUCAAGCUCGUGGGCAAGGCCACGUCGAUCAAAGAUAACUUUGCGCUGUACGAGUUUGUUUCCUCGGUGAAGAGCCAGCCAGGCGCGAAGCCGAUCAUCGCAAUCAACAUGGGCGUGGAGGGGCAGAUGUCGCGCGUACUGAACGCGACGUUCAGUCCCGUGUCCCACCCUCUUCUACCAAACAAGGCCGCGCCGGGCCAGCUCUCUUUCCGCCAGAUCCAGCAUGCGCUGCAUCUUCUCGGACUCUUACCCUCGCGCCAGUUUUACCUGUUUGGAAACCCGAUUAAGCAGAGUAUGUCGCCUACGCUGCAUAACACGGGAUUUGAGGUACUGGGGUUGCCGCAUCGGUAUGAACUGAUGCAGACGGAGGAGGUGGGCGAAGAGAUCAAGCUGGCUAUGACGGCGCCUGGGUUUGGAGGCGCGUCGGUGACAAUCCCGUUCAAGCUUGAGGUGAUGGGGCUGCUAGACAGGCUGACACCUGCCGCGCAGCGAAUUGGCGCUGUGAACACGGUCAUCCCACAACGCGUGCAGGGUAAGGAGGGUAAAGAGGAGAGCGUGGUGCUGGUUGGAGACAACACAGAUUGGAUUGGGAUCCAGCGGUGUGUGCGCGCCAAGUUGGAGUCAAGCAAUGUGAAGGCCGCGUUGGUGAUUGGUGCUGGUGGUACGGCGCGCGCGGCGAUUUAUGCGCUGUUGGCGCUUGGUGCGGAGGUGGUGUAUUUGUACAACAGGACGAGCGGCAAGGCGGAGGAGCUGGCGGCAGUGUUUGGAGAUGGCGAGGCGGAGGGUAAAGUUAAAGUGUUGAAGAGGCUGGGUGAAUGGGUGCAGGAGUAUGGCGCGCCGAAUGUGAUUGUGUCGACUGUGCCUGCCUCUGCUACCACCACGGAUGCUGCUGCUCAGGGGGGACUGCUCUUGGAGGCGAAUUUGUUCGAGUACAAGGCUGGUCCUGCUGUUGUCGUUGAUAUGGCGUACAGGCCAGCGGAGACACCUUUGUUGCAGUUGGCUAAAGGGGCUGCAGGGGGUGGUGGUGGACAGUGGGCGGUUGUUCCGGGAUUGGAGGUGCUUUUGGAACAGGGGUAUGAGCAGUUUAGGUUGUGGACUGGACGGGAGUGUCCAAGGACGGUGGUGGCAGAGAAGGUAUGGGCUGGGUAUAAUGCUGCUGCAUGA
Molecule: messenger RNA, 4845 nt
Organism: Psilocybe cubensis
Lineage: Eukaryota; Fungi; Basidiomycota; Agaricomycetes; Agaricales; Agrocybaceae
Exons: 6
Coding region: 1-4845 (1614 amino acids)
Biological process (GO): chorismate biosynthetic process; aromatic amino acid biosynthetic process
Cellular component (GO): cytoplasm
Molecular function (GO): 3-phosphoshikimate 1-carboxyvinyltransferase activity; shikimate 3-dehydrogenase (NADP+) activity; shikimate kinase activity
Source: RefSeq, a predicted model, not a curated record